Molecule: messenger RNA, 1091 nt
Organism: Dermacentor silvarum
Lineage: Eukaryota; Metazoa; Arthropoda; Arachnida; Ixodida; Ixodidae
Exons: 1
Coding region: 148-537 (129 amino acids)
Source: RefSeq, a predicted model, not a curated record
CGGACGCGGCGCAGUUUGCGUCCGAGCACGUGACCCUACGCUUCAGAAGGGAAGUCAUCAGCGCGCGCCUCCACACACCCCUCAUUCAUUCACGGACCGUCGGUCAGAUCACUCGUACCAACUUGUUCGUACCCCAACUCAGCAGCCAUGGCCUUUAUGAUGCCCGUUGUGAAGAACGACUACAUGAUCUACCAGCAGAACGGCAGCAGCUCCAAGUCCCGGCGCAGUUCGUCGUGCAGUAUGAGCAGCCGUGCUUCCCGAGGCCCCGCGUCGGGCCAGACCAGCCUGUCCUGUUCGCCGGGCAGCGAUGUCGAGGAGCGGUUACGUGCCGUCGAGUCCGAGCGGGGUACCCGGAGAACGUCGCGUAUCAUGGACGUGCCCGUGGCGCCGAGAUCGGCCUCGCAGUCGUCCCUCUACAAGAAGUUCCACAGCAGGGUCGUGGACAAAUUGAGGAAGACCCUGCGCUCCAAAGACGACUCCGUCGUCAGCACCGAGAACACGUCAGUUGUGCGGAAGAGCGGCCUGGCGUCGUCGUGAUGUUGGCUUCCCCACCUUAGACGUUCCACUGCACCCAUAGACUUGUGACUGUACCGCGGCGUCCGUUAGCACCUUUUGUUACGCGCGAAGUUCUUUUUCGUGGGACCACCGCCUGGUGCUCUCGCGCGGCACCGCGUUCCUUCGGUUCAUAAGCCGCUGUGUACAUACGUAGAGCGCUUCGGAUUUCACGUGCCCUGCGGCGCAGGUAAGGGAGCAUGCCAAGAAAAGGCCCCUGUGAUGUACGUUCGCCCGUGACUGCGACCUAACGGUGCUUGCCUGCUGCCCAACAUCUCUGUCUGCGCUGCAUUCGUCCGGCCGGCCCAACGCGGUCCGAAACACCGCCGCGCCAGUUGUGCUGCUCAUUCCGCGGGCCUUAAGUUAUGUAACGAACGCCGAAUGCAAUUGUGUAUAUAUAUUCUGUGUCUAUUGUAUAUCGCGAUCAUUUGACAUUGUGCAGCCGAUCAACUGCACGAAGAACGCAAGAAAAUGUUUCAAUAAACGGCGCGGUAGAUCCUUGGCCCCUUACAGGGCGGGUCUGCCGGCCUUAACGAGCA